Messenger RNA from Hyaloperonospora brassicae, 1287 nucleotides. The record is from the annotation of a GenBank genome assembly. NCBI's taxonomy places the organism in Eukaryota, Oomycota, Peronosporomycetes, Peronosporales, Peronosporaceae.
AUGGAGCGCACGCGGAUCGCUCGACGCGUCGUGCGCGUCGCAGAGUGCGCGCCAGUGCACACGGCGCGCGCGAGCGUCAUCCGCACGACUGGACAGUCGUCCGUGACGACGCCGACGCGCGAGACGGCGAACAGACAGCUGUUUGCGGGGCUGGUGGAGGUGUUGUACGCACAGCAGGUCUGGGUGGCGGCGCGUGCGGACAUUUGGACGACCGGAGACCGCGGAUGGGCGGGCCAAGUACAUUGUGUGAGUGUGUAUCUGGACGAGUCAGCAACGGGUGGAGGCCGACUUAUUGACGGGGAAGUGGAUGCGACAGUGUCAGAAAAAGUGCUGACAGCUGUACGACAAAACGCUCACACACUGCAGUGGAAGCUGUCGAGCAAUUGGUCUGACGGCGCCGGGGCGUUGUCCCGUGACGAGCUGGCGAACGCGCUGGAGGACGUGGCGCAGGUGUUGGUGGACGCUUUCCACGCGGUGCAAGUGCAGACUUUUCACGCGUCGACGUCGCAACGAGCAAAGGUCGAGCACAAACUGUUGCAGCAGUGUGCGGACUUGGACGUCGUCGUGUUGAAGCAUUUGAGAACGGGUGGCCAUUGUGUGCGGUUUGCAGUGCCGUUGUUUGGCGAGAAUGCAGCAUGGACCUUGACAAGAACGUUGGUCGACGUUGAGGAUGUCGAGGCGGUGUAUCUCCCUGCAAGCUUUGCUGGUCCUAACUUUUGCACUGCGACGGAACAGUUGACGAUUUGUAUUGGAUACCCGCUGGACAAUGACGAGAAGACGGAGGUUGAUGACGGCUCGUGGCCCGUAGUUAUUGAAUGGCCUGCUCGAAUGCUGCUGUCAAGUCAGGUGACGCAACUUCCAGCGUCAAGCAGGACAGUGUCUUCCGUCGAGCUGAUUGAUUCAUGCAAAAAGAUGGUAUUGCAGCAAUGGAAGAGGCGGAAGGACUUUAUUGGAGACCUACGUCGUUAUGCUGUAGUGUUAGAAUACGACGCUGUUGACUUUUCGCAAGUGUUUUUCAUGCUGCAGGAGCAGUUGAAUGCGCAAGCUCCACUGCGGAUUAUCGUACUGCGUCUCGAGUUUACAGCAGCAUUCUUUUCGACGAACCGCAUGAGUGACUUGCGCGUGACUUUGCUCGAUGGUGAAGAUGGAAAAGCGCCCGUCGUCGUAGUACUCGCUGCGUCUGAUACCCCGAUCAGCCUUGACACUGCUGCGAAUUCCCAAGCAUGCGUUGCCCGAUUCCUUGAACACACGCACAAGAGUUUGCUUGAGCACUUGUACGGAGAGUGA